AUGUCGAAGACCAGAUAUUAUUUGGAGCAAUGUAUUCCCGAAAUGGAUGAUCUGGUGGAAAAGGGACUUUUCACCAAGAAUGAGGUUUCCUUAAUCAUGAAAAAAAGAACCGAUUUUGAACAUAGGCUAAACUCUAGAGGUUCCAGUAUUAACGAUUACGUAAAAUACAUUGAUUAUGAAACCAACGUCAACAAGCUACGUGCCAAGAGAUGUAAAAGAAUCUUACAGGCUAAAAAGACUAACAGUCUAUCUGACUGGUCCAUUCAACAAAGAAUAGGUUUUAUUUAUCAAAGAGGAACGAACAAAUUUCCACAAGAUUUGAAGUUCUGGGCCAUGUAUUUGAACUACAUGAAGGCUAGAGGUAACCAAACAUCAUAUAAGAAGAUUCACAACAUUUAUAACCAGUUAUUGAAAUUACAUCCAACAAAUGUGGAUAUAUGGAUUAGUUGUGCCAAGUACGAGUACGAAGUUCACGCUAAUUUCAAGAGUUGUAGAAACAUCUUCCAGAACGGUUUGAAGUUUAAUCCUGAUAUACCUAAGCUAUGGUACGAAUAUAUAAAGUUCGAAUUGAAUUUCAUCACUAAGUUGAUUAACAGAAGAAAAGUGAUGGGUUUGAUCAAUGAAAGAGAACAAGAACUAGAUAUGCUAAACGAACAGAAGAAUACUGAGACCAAUGAUGAAGAGAAAUCUCACGUGCAAGUUCCAUCAACAGGCGAUUCUAUGAAGGAUAAAUUGAAUGAACUGCCCGAAGCAGAUAUAAACGUGUUAGGUAAUGCAGAGACUAACCCAGCGCUACGUGGAGAUAUUGCAUUGACUAUUUUUGACGUGUGUAUGAAAACUUUAGGUAAACAUUACAUUAACAAGCAUAAGGGCUAUUAUGCCAUUUCAGACUCUAAGAUGAAUUCUGAAUUGAACAAAGAAGCGUUGAAUUACUUGUUUAAUCAAUCAAUAAAAUAUAUCCAAUUAUUUGAUGAAUUCCCAGAUUUAGAAAGAGAUUAUCUUAUCAAUCACAUUUUGCAAUUUUGGAAAAACGAUAUGUACGAUCUUUCGCUCCGUAAGGAUUUACCCGAGUUGUAUUUAAAAACAGUACUGAUUGACACCACGUUAAAUAUCAGAUACAUGCCAGUUCAAGAGCUUGAUAUUGACCAAUUGCAGUUGUCCGUUAAAAAACACUUUGCAUACGUAUCGAAAUUGGAUAAUUCGCUAAUCAAAUCAUUAAAGAGCGAGUACUCUACUUAUUUACAAGACAACUACUUGAAAAAGAUGAAUGCGGAAGACGAUCCUCGAUACAAAAUCCUAGACCUGAUUGUCAAAAAACUUUAA
This is a messenger RNA of Saccharomyces eubayanus, 1323 nucleotides long. It is a transcript of the gene UTP6, whose product is annotated as snoRNA-binding rRNA-processing protein UTP6. Gene Ontology annotation, cellular component: Pwp2p-containing subcomplex of 90S preribosome; small-subunit processome. NCBI's taxonomy places the organism in Eukaryota, Fungi, Ascomycota, Saccharomycetes, Saccharomycetales, Saccharomycetaceae. The record is from RefSeq and is a predicted model, not a curated record. Gene Ontology annotation, biological process: maturation of SSU-rRNA from tricistronic rRNA transcript (SSU-rRNA, 5.8S rRNA, LSU-rRNA). The transcript has a single exon. Gene Ontology annotation, molecular function: protein binding; snoRNA binding. Bases 1 to 1323 code for a protein of 440 amino acids.